Messenger RNA from Mastomys coucha (southern multimammate mouse), 6714 nucleotides. RefSeq names its product A-kinase anchoring protein 5 (gene Akap5). The record is from RefSeq and is a predicted model, not a curated record. Lineage: Eukaryota; Metazoa; Chordata; Mammalia; Rodentia; Muridae. The coding region runs from base 534 to 2720 and encodes 728 amino acids. Gene Ontology annotation, molecular function: glutamate receptor binding; molecular adaptor activity; beta-2 adrenergic receptor binding. Gene Ontology annotation, cellular component: postsynaptic density; excitatory synapse; dendrite membrane. Gene Ontology annotation, biological process: positive regulation of adenylate cyclase activity. The transcript has 2 exons.
ACUGCUCCACGCGCAUUGGCGCGGCCAGCUGUCUGUCUCCGCGCUGGGGAGGGGGCGCGCGGCUGCGGUCCCUCUGCAGAGGGCUGCGCGCUCCGCGGUCUCCGAGGCUCUCCGUUGUUUGGGCCCGUGCUCCUCGACCUCGGGAGCAGGGCUGGCCUGAGACCGCGACUAUCUGGGUAAGUAGAGGCAAGACCAGAGGCUCUGAGUCAGAGUAUGGUGCACUGAGCCCUGGUAACGGCGGCAGAUUCGGGGUCCUGGUCACCAGAUUAUGAGGGACACGGACUGCAAGGUCGCCGAUCCUCAGGCGGCUCAGGUUGGGCUAUAAAGGAGAAGGUUAACCAAGAAAGUGCUUUCAUUUCAAGUCAAAAGAAGACCCUGUGAGCAGCAGAUAAAGAAGGUGUUUGUGUCCUGAAGAAGUCACAGAAACAACUGUGUUGUGAGGGGAGAGUGGACACGCAGGAGAAAUAGGACCCGGUGUGAUAUUCUUGUCACAGAAGACUUAAGGAGGAAGAGAGAAGACACGUUUCCAGAGAAUGAAAGAGUGCAGCGUCAGAAUGGAAACCAACGUUUCUGAGAUUCAAAUAGAGACUAAGGAUGAGAAGAGACCAGUGGCAGCCAGUCCUCAGAAAGAGAGGCAGGAGAGAAAAAAGGCUACACUGUGCUUCAAGAGAAGGAAGAAAGUGAGCAAGACAAAGGCCAAAGCCGGUGCCAAGUCUGCUGAGGAGGCAAAGAAGCAUGCCUCAGAAGCUGGCGGUUCUGGUCAGCGGCCACCAGCGGGGGCCUGGGCCUCCAUCAAACGCCUUGUGACGCACAGGAAAAGGUCCGAGUCUGGAAAGAAGCAGAAGCCAUCUGAGGGAGAAGUGCAGCCUGAGGAUGGAACUCUACCUAAGAAAAAGGCAAAAUCCAGACUUAAGAUUCCUUGCAUAAGAUUCUCAAGAGGGGCAAAGAGAAGUCGUCGUUCCAAACUCACAGAAGACUCGGGCUACGUCAGAGUCCAGGGAGAGGCUGACGAUUUGGAGACAAAGGCCCAGACCCAGCCAGAUGACCAGGCAAUCCAGGCUAGGUCCACCCAGGACCUACAGGGAGGUGUGUCUGGGAGAGAUGGUAAGGAGAUCCAAGAAUCACACAUAAGCAACAGCGUCACAUCGGGAGAGAACGUGAUCGCCAUAGAACUGGAAUUAGAAAAUGAAUCUUCUGCUAUCCAGAUGGGAACUCAGAGGCUGGAAAAGGAGACUAAAGUGAUUACCGAAAAGCAAAGUGUACAGGCGCAGCAAUCAAGUCUACUUGAGAGUUCAGCAGCAGGCUGUCCUCGGCCAGUGACUUCUGCUGCUCCUCCAUCACCAGCAACCACACGUCAACGCAGUCUGGAAGGACCCAGUGAUGGCAUCCGGGAAAGUGUACCGAGUGGGAAAGAUGACAAAAGGAGAAAGACUGCUGCUGAAGACAAGAAAUCAGGAGAGACUGCGCUGGACCACACAGAGGAAGCUGCAGUCGGCCAGGCAGACAAAAGUGCACUAAGCCAGGCAGAAGAAGAUACGGCGGGCCAUGCAGAGGAAGCUACUGAGAUCCAGACAGACGGUCAGGCAAAGGAAGGUACAGUGAGCCAGGCAGAGGAAGCUACAGUGGCCCGGGCAAAGGAAACUGUGUUGAGUCAGGCAGAAGGACCUGCAGUUAGCCAGGCAAAGACAGCUGUGGUAGGACAAGCAAACAAAGCUACAAUUGGCCAGGCAGAGGAAGCUAAAGUUGGCCACACAGAGAAAGCCACAGUGGAUCAGGCAGAGGAAGCUACAGUUGGCCACACAGAGAAAGCCACAGGGGAUCAGGCAGAGGAAGCUACAGUUGACCAGGCAGAGGAAGCCACAGGGGAUCAGGCAGAGGAAGCCACAGUUUGUCAGGAAGAGGAAGCUACAGUUGGCCAGGCAGAGGAAGCUACAAUUGGCCACACAGAGGAAGCUACAGUUGGCCAGGCAGAGGAAGCUACAAUUGGCCACACAGAGAAAGCCACAGUGGAUCAGGUAGAGGAAGCCACAGUUGGCCAGGCAGAGGAAACCACAGUUGGCUGGGCAGAGGAAGCUACAGUGGGUAAGGCAGAGAAAGCUACAGUUGGUCAGGCAGAGAAAGCUGUAUUGAGUCAGGCAGAGGAAGCCACAGUGGGUAAGGCAGAGGAAGCCCCAGUGGAUCAGGCAGAGGAAGCCACAGUUGGUCAGGCAGAGAAAACUGUAUUGAGUCAGGCAGAGGAAGCCACAGUGGGUAAGGCAGAGGAAGCCCCAGUGGACCAGGCAGAGGAAGCUACAGUUGGCCAGGCAGAGAAAACUGUAUUGAGUCAGGCAGAGGAAGCCACAGUGGGUAAGGCAGAGGAAGCUGUAUUGAGCCAUGCCCUAGAUCUGAAAGAAAAUGGAAUUGAUACAGAGAAACCGAGAUCAGAAGAAAGCAAAAGAAUGGAGCCAAUUGCUAUUAUCAUUACUGACACUGAAAUCAGUGAAUUUGAUGUUAAGAAAUCUAAAAAUGUUCCUAAGCAAUUCCUAAUUUCAAUGGAAAAUGAGCAAGUGGGGGUCUUUGCUAAUGAUAGUGAUUUCGAGGGGAGAACUUCAGAACAGUAUGAAACACUCUUAAUAGAAACGGCUUCUUCUCUCGUCAAGAAUGCUAUCGAGUUGUCUGUAGAACAGCUGGUUAAUGAAAUGGUUUCCGAGGAUAAUCAAAUAAAUACGCUGCUCCAGUGACUUCAUUUCCAGGUCACGGGAAGGAAGGGGGAAAAAAACCUUAAAAGAUGAAUUCUUUUAUACCUUUGUGGCAUUUCUUUCUCAGUAAUAAAUUAGAGGCUUUUCAUCUGUGGAAUCUAAAGGUACAGUGCCAGCCCAGAAGUGCUAAAGGAUCAAUGAAGGUUGUAAAACUCUGCCAUUGAAACACAGUUCUGGACUGGAGGGAGUCAGCACAGAUCUCAAUGUGAAGUGACUUCCGGGGAGGUGUGGAAAUGGCAGGCGAGAGCCCAGUGCUUUGAGGAGGGAAGACUACUGAGCACUGGGUGUGCUACAUGCUCUUACAGUUCUCUAAUGUCACCAGGUCUGGGUUUCUUUCCUAUGGUUCGACCCUGUGUUAUAGGUGAACGCUACAUUCGCUUUCCUUUACAGCGUUUUCCGGCUGUCUCUAACGGUGAAGCAGGUGAAUGGACCUUUCUGGUCUUGAAUAAGUUCUGUACUAAAGCCAUUCAUGGGUUCCUUCAGCCAGGCAAAUAGUUAAUAAGUGUGUAGGCGUGGCCACAGGGAGUGUGUUUUCUCUCCCCGACAUCUUUCGGCUCAGUAGACCUUCAUAUACCCAUCCGUGACUGGAUCUAUCUCCUGAGAAGUCAAAAGGGGAAUAGUAUUUUUUACCCAGGAGGCAAACUUCCCAGAUAGCAAAGGAUUCCCUUAGCAGAGCUACUUCUUUGGGUUGUUUCUCUUUAUUUUUGUUUGUUUCCAGACAGGAUUUCUCUGUGUCGCUCUGGCUGUCCUGGAACUCACUCUGUAGACCAGGCUGGCCUUGAACUCACAGAGACUGCCUCUGCUUCCCAAGAACUGGCCGAGAUUAAAGGUGUGGGUCACCAUCACCUGGCUAAAGGGCCAGGAAACCCUUGUGAAAAUAGUUCUUGGCCAAAUAUAAACUAUGUAAUGAACUGAAUAAAAAGUCAAAAUUCACACUAAAAACUAGAUUUUCAGCACCAGUAUUUUUCAUUGUGUCUAGCCAUUAACACUGUAACAUACUUCCAUCCCCUCAAGUUAGGGUCCAUAUUGUACAGCACCCCCAGCCCACUAUCUGAACUAGGCGAUGGUGUUCCUACUUGUUCCAAGAGAUGCAGUACACGUGUGCAUUGUCUGCUGAGCAUCCUCUUGAGGCAUGAGCACCACUGGUUUGGUUGGUUGGUUGUUCUUAUUUUUGUUUUUUGUUUUGUUGUUGUUUUCAAGACAAGGUUUCACUGUGUAACCUUGGCUGUCCUGAAACGUACUCUGUAGACCAGGCUGACCUCCAAUUUAGAGAGAUCCACCUGCCUCUGCUUCCAGAGUGCUGGGACUAAAGUCUUGCACCACCACUGCCCAGCAAGCAACUCGGAUUUUCAUCUGCUCUGCAUUUACACUGUGUUUAUGGACUGCAUAUGUAUACACUGCUUUUUCCUAUACUUUUAUUUUGUAAAUACAUAUUGUGAUCUUGUGCAAAAGUAACUACUGUGGCUUUGAAAUUUAACCAAAUGGUGGAUGUUUAGCAAGACUCUUGGCUGGAAUGUGGAAAUAUUUUCUUCAGGCUUCCUUGUUUGGGAUGGGCAAUGGGGGUAUCAUUUGGUUUAGAUAAAAACACAUAACACAUGGCCACCUCAAUACAUUUAUUUUAAUUGUUUUCCUUUUAGACAUAAAACCAAAAAAUCACUCCUAAAUCAUCUUUUAAAGAAUAUUUUAACCCACUGUGUAUGGUGCUAAUAGACUUGUAUAGACAGCUACCAGCAAACAUGUUUAAAAUGAACUUUUAAAAGCCUGGUUAAAGUUGGUGCACUUUGCAGUACUUUAAAUAAUUCUGUAUCUAUUUACUAUAAGAAUGGCUCCAAGGAGAGCCACAUUAAACUCACAUUAAGGUUUCUAAUCUCUUAUGAAUGAAUAAAAUCUAUAAGAUACAAAGCUCUUAGUAAUUGAAGGUAUUCUGGAUUUGGGGAUUUUGAAAAGCAGGUACAAAGUAAAUUUGUAAUUUUGGAAGUAAGAUAGUAGCCCUGGGUUUCAGUUUCAGGUUGUGUGUGUGUGUGUGUGUGUGUGUGUGUGUGUGUGUGUGUGUGUGUUCCCUACACUGCUAUUUGAUAACUACACCUUUGGUUAGAAUGUGUUGUUAUAAUUGAUUGUUUUUAUAAGAAAACAUAUUCUCCUUCAUUCUUAAGUAGUUUAUCUGGCUUUUUUUAAAAAAGAAUUUCAAUCUGUAAGCAGAAUGCAGAAAUUCAUCAGUGGGUGGCAACCCUACGUAUCUGCUAUAUGGCCAAAUGAUAGUGAAUUUUAGGGUGGUCCAAACUAUUCUGUUGUUACAAAAAUAAGCUUGGAAGUCUGCCAUAAAAUAUUUUUUGAUAAUGGGAUGUAUUUCAAGCAGUUUGACUUCCUAUGCAAAAUAUGUAGAAAGAUUCUGACUCAAUUUACACCCUUGUGGCCUUAAACUGACCCAUUUAGAGGCAUCAACUUAGGACACUCACAUUAAUUUUCAUUGACAUUUGCCUUUAAUGAACAUUAGCUAAGAUCAAAUUUCUUCUUGAACUCGGAAUUUUCUAAGGCUGGGGGCGUCUAUCAGAUCCUUCCUUGAUAAUUUUUCCGUGUAUUCUCUUCACCCUCUUAAGUCAAGCAUUAUUCACACAGCACAGAGGAUAUAAGCACUUGCCACGAUCUUUUUGUGUGUGACUAUUCACUUAACAUUUGUUCAAAGCACUUUUUUAGGAUAUUAAAAAUAGUCCCCAGUAACAUUUAAGUAAAGGCAGCAGAAAACAAAAGACCUUUCCAACAGAAAUCAUGUUCCCUGCCACCCCCUCCACCUCCAAGAAUAAUAAGCAUGUGGCACAAAUGGAUCUCUUCAGAAAAGCUGUCUGCAUAAUUUUCCUCCCAGGUAAUGGGCUUGACAGCAUGAAGAUGGUGAUGAUCUUAAUUGGUCUACUACUUAGUGGAAUUUUAGACAUGGCUUUACUUCUGAAAGACAAUGUGGUCUCGACAGUAUAUUGAGAGAGGUUUAUGCUAGAGGCUCAUUAGCUCUGUGGCCUGUGAGAAGGCCCUGGGCCAGCCUUGCCUGUGCAGCCAGCACAGAGUUUAUUUUAUCUGCAAAUGCCUGAUUUCCAGUUGCCUUAUUAUUUUAUUUUUAUAUAGUUGAGAAUUUUUUAAGGGGUUGUGGCAGAAUUUUUAAAAUGAUUGUUAGACUUUCAGACCCUGUUGUUUGAUAAGUUCCUUUAGUCAGCUUCACUGAGUAAGUAGUCUACUUCCUGGCUUAAUGCUAAAUGCACCAGGAUUUGACGUUUAUACCUGUCAGUUUUGCAUUUUUAGAAUACCUUUGUUUAAGUUGUAUAGUUCUUGAAGUUCAAGUUCCUGUUUUACCAUGUAACAAAGUUUCUUACAUGGAAUUGAAAUUUUCAACCCAUUCUGCAUUUUAUCACACAUUUUUAGAAAGAAUUUUUGUAAUGAUCCUUGAUGACAAAAAUUUAUUAGAAUGAAUCUACAUAAAGUAUGGGUGCCCCAAUUAAGUUAGAUUCAACAUGUUAACACCUGUCAAAGACUAUAAUAAUAGGACCUCCUACAGCUCAACCUGGGUAUGGUGUGUGUGUGUGUGUGUGUGUGUGUGUGUGUGUGUGUGUGUGUGUUGGGGCAAAGGAGGUGACAACAGAAGCCAGGACCAGGGAAAGGCAGAGCCACAGACAAUGCGAAAGGUGAAGUAGAAGGGACGGAGAAGCUGGGAUCUGAAUACAGGAGCAGUCUGAACAUAAACAGUGAAUCCAUUCUGAGUCGUGACCAGAAAAGGCCUGCGUAAGGCCACAUAUGUCAGGUCUUUGCCUGUAGAAAUGUUAAGUGGACGAACCAUUAUAAACGUCAGAGUACUGCUUUAUAUUCUCGUUGAAAUUAGUGCUCCUGUGAAUCAAAGGCCAGUAGUAAAGAAAUGAUACUCUGUAGAGAAAAAGGUGUCAAGCUGAAUUGAUUCAUGUACUGACUAAUGCAGAAUAAAUGUUAUAUUAGCUCA